Messenger RNA from Zasmidium cellare ATCC 36951, 1251 nucleotides. RefSeq lists its product as uncharacterized. NCBI's taxonomy places the organism in Eukaryota, Fungi, Ascomycota, Dothideomycetes, Mycosphaerellales, Mycosphaerellaceae. Gene Ontology annotation, biological process: nitric oxide catabolic process; cellular response to nitrosative stress. Gene Ontology annotation, molecular function: FAD binding; nitric oxide dioxygenase [NAD(P)H] activity; heme binding. The transcript has a single exon. The coding region runs from base 1 to 1251 and encodes 416 amino acids. The record is from RefSeq and is a predicted model, not a curated record. Gene Ontology annotation, cellular component: intracellular anatomical structure.
AUGCCACUCACACCAGAGCAAGUUCAGAUCAUCAAGUCCACCGUUCCGGUCCUCCAGGAACAUGGCACAACUAUCACAAGUCAAUUCUACAAGACUGUGCUCGAAGAGUACCCGGAAUUGAACAACGUCUUCAAUCAUACGAAUCAGGUCAACAACCACCAAGCAAAGGCUCUCGCUGGGGCUCUCUACGCCUACGCCGCCCACAUCGACGAUUUAGGAGCUCUAUCGCCAGCUGUGGAGAAGAUCUGUCAAAAACAUGUCUCUCUCUACAUCCAGCCGGAGCAUUACAAAGUGGUCGGAGAAGGUCUUCUCAGAGCCAUGGGAAUCGUGCUUGGCGCGGCCUGCACUCCUGAAGUCCUCGAUGCGUGGACCGCAGCGUACUGGCAGCUUGCAGACAUCUGCAUCGGCCGAGAAGCAAAGCUCUAUUCUGAGAGUGAAGGCUGGACCGAUUGGCGAGAUUUCGAAAUUGCGGAUAUAUUCAGGGAGAGUGACGAGAUCACGUCUUUCUACCUCAAGCCUAAAGACGGUCGAAAGCUUCCCGAAUACUUGCCAGGCCAAUACAUCUCGCUGCUGACGGAUGUGCCCCAGUUCGGGUACAAGCAAUCGCGACAAUACUCAUUGAGCGAUGCUCCCAGGGCGUACUACUAUCGCAUAAGCGUCAAGAAGGAGAUCGGACUCGAUCCUCAAGACCCCAAAGCGCCAUCACAUCCAGGCUGGAUUUCGAACAUACUGCACGAGCAGAAGAAUGUUGGAGAUGUCGUGCAACUUUCACAUCCAGCUGGUGACUUCUUCUACGACCCUGCAAAAGACAACGAAGGGCCAGUUGUGCUUCUCUCCGCUGGUGUCGGCACAACGCCCAUGAUCUCGAUCCUCAACACGCUUAUCGAGCGCGGGUCAACACAACAUAUUGUCUUUGUCCAUGGCGCCAGGACAACAUCAGCGCAUGCCUUCAGAGAUCAUGUUCAGCAGAUUGAGUCAGAAAAGCGCAAUGUGCACUCGGUGUUCUUCAUCAAGAAUCCAAACCCUCCUCAGGAUGUCAAGGGCCAACAUUAUACGCACGAAGGACGUUUAAAUCUGGCAACCCUGGACAGCAAGACACACUUGUUUCUGGACAACAAGCAGACGAAGUAUUGGGUCUGUGGCCCGGCGAGUUUCAUGGCUGAUGUCUGGAGUGGUUUGAAGGGCCUUGGCGUCGAGGAAGACAGAAUCAAGCUGGAGUUGUUCGGCACAGGGGAGCUGCCCACGAAGUGA